Molecule: messenger RNA, 8976 nt
Organism: Oncorhynchus kisutch (coho salmon)
Lineage: Eukaryota; Metazoa; Chordata; Actinopteri; Salmoniformes; Salmonidae
Product: matrix-remodeling-associated protein 5-like
Exons: 10
Coding region: 1-8034 (2677 amino acids)
Molecular function (GO): protein binding
Source: RefSeq, a predicted model, not a curated record
AUGGCUCCCAGUGUGUGUGGUGUGUCUCUGGCUGUGGUGGUGGUGUUAGUGACCCUGGUGUCUCCUGGUGGUGCCUGCCCUCGGCCCUGCUCCUGCUACCAGCCCACUGAACUACACUGCACCUUCAGGUCCCUGCUCACCAUACCACAGCUUCUACCACAACAUACACUACACAUCAACCUAGGGUUCAACAGUAUCAGCAGGAUCCCAGACAGCUCAUUAGCUGGUCUGAGGAGGCUGGAGCAGCUGAUGCUUCAUGGGAAUGACAUCCGUGAGAUUCCUGACCGAGCGUUCCAAGAUCUGUCCUCACUUCAGGUCCUGAAGCUAAGUUAUAACAAGCUGAGGGAGAUCUCAGCAGAGAGCUUCUCAGGCCUGUCCUCACUACUGCGCCUCCACCUGGAUCACAACCAGCUGCAGUUCCUGCACCCCCAGGCCCUGCUCCGCCUCCCCAACCUCAGACUGAUCCGACUGCAGGGGAACCGGCUCCACCAGCUGCACCCGCAGGCCUUCUGCACUCUGUCCCUACUGCAGACAUUCUGCUACUCCACCCUCAGGCAUCUGGAUGUGUCCAACAACAGUCUAACUAUCCUGCCUAGGGACACACUGAGGACUGCCCCUCUUCUGGAGUCCCUGGCUCUGCAGGCCAACCCUUGGACCUGCGAUUGCAGCAUGGCUUGGAUGCAGGCCUGGAGCAUCUCUCACCCAGGGGUGUUGAAAUGUCCGGGGCCGCAUUGCCUGGUCUGUGCCUCACCCAAACACAUGAAGGGUCGUGGCCUUUUGCAGCAGAAAGACCUAUCCUGCACCUCGCCUGUCAUCUCCACCAAUCCCAGAACCUCAUCUCAGGAGGAUGGCGAAGUUCAACCAAUAGAAACCUUUAGAGAGGCUUUAGGCAACGCCUCCCUGGGGAUGUACAGACAGACAGCAGAGAAGGAGGGCUACUACCAUACAGGGGUCAGGGCCAGUAUUCAAGCCCAGCCUGCCUGGUUACUGCAGCCCCAUGUCAGUCUAGAGCUCAACAGAGCUCAGUCCAGCGCACACAGGGUUAAACUGACCCUGUCCACCCUGGUGUCUGCUCCCCCAGACCCACCAUUCCCACACUCCUGGGUCCUCAUCCAGACCAACCACACCCACACAGCUUUUACUGCAGCUGCAGAGAGACAGAUCCACCUGCCCUGCCCUGUCCUCAGCUCUAUUGGAGACCUAAGCUCUGAAGACCACAGCCUCCAAUGGGUUUUCCCAGAUGGUUCAACAGUCUCCUCUCCCUACCGCAGCCCAGAUGGUAGGGUCCGGGUGUCUGGCCAGGGGCUGGUCCUGCAGAGAGUGGAUCACUCUGAUGCUGGACUGUACUAUUGCGUGGCCCGGGCGGGGGGAGAUGUUGAUGUCCUCCCCCUCCGUCUGGCGGUGGUAGAAUCAUCCAAUCCUCCCCCAGGGGAGGAGCUAGGCCCGGCUGUGACUGGAUUGGUUGGAGACCCUGUCAGUCUGCCGUGCGAGGCCUCUGGUACACCAAGGGUUGAGGUGAACUGGGUUCUUCCUGGCGGGAGAGUGGUAGGGAGUAGGAACGAGGCGAGGAGAAAGGACGAGGCAGGGGUUACUGUCUUGGCCAACGGUACCCUGUCUCUCCCCAUCCCUGCGCUGGGAGAUGCAGGCCUGUACCGGUGUGUAGCGGUGAACCAGUACGGUGCUGACUCUCUCUCCACCAGACUGACGCUCACCCCGCAUCCUUCUGACACCUCAUCACGUAUGAGAUAUCCCAUAAGGCCACAAUCUGCGGCGGGGGUGUCCAACAGGGUACGAGCCCCUCUAGGGGAUGAGGAGAUUGAAGAGGGGGGGUCAGGACAUGAUGAGGGGGAGAACAUACAGCCCACCAGGGCAGGUUACAACAGGACAUGGCGUCCCCCCACCAGAUCCCACAUGGUGAGGGUGGAGGGAAGCAGACCACCCCAAAAGGGCAAGAAGCCCUUGAGGAGAGGCUUCCCUGUGGAGCAGAGGAGGAACAGGUUGGAGGGUCGGCGGAGCUUUAACCUGGCCAAGCACAAAAUAGACCCUCAGAAAUGGGCUGACCUGCUGACUAAGAUACGUGAAAGGACUGCCCCUAAAAUCACAGACUCCCUGUAUGUACCACCCCCGACAAGAGCACAUACUACCACCUCAGCCCCAACUGAAGCACAGACAACCACCUCAACCCCAACUGAAGCACAGACAACCACCUCAGCCCCAACUGAAGCUCAGACAACCACCUCAACCCCAACUGAAGCACAGACAACCACCUCAGCCCCAACUGAAGCACAGACAACCACCUCAACCCCAACUGAAGCACAGACAACCACCUCAGCCCCAACUGAAGCACAGACAACCACCUCAACCCCAACUGAAGCACAGACAACCACCUCAGCCCCAACUGAAGCACAGACAACCACCUCAACCCCAACUGAAGCACAGACAACCACCUCAACCCCAACUGAAGCACAGACAACCACCUCAGCCCCAACUGAAGCACAGACAACCACCUCAACCCCAACUGAAGCACAGACAACCACCUCAGCCCCAACUGAAGCACAGACAACCACCUCAGCCCCAACUGAAGCACAGACAACCACCUCAAUCCCAACCAGAAUACAGACAAAUAGCAGACAUACAGAAAGCAAUCACACAACCAGAACAAAUCCAAAUGUAUUGGACUCAGAGGCUGAUACCUCAAAGAGUUCUUCCAUAGAUGUCCUCAGUCUACAGGAAGAGUGGUUAAACCUCACCCAUACAUCACUAAUCCCAGAUCUGCUAACAAAGGAUAGAGUGGCCCCAGAGACACCAAACACUUCAGAUUCGAGCAAUAACUUCCCCCAGAAACCUAAGUCAAACACAGACACAGAGACAGGGACAGAAACAGAGACAGAGGGUUCUCUUAAAAGCACAAAGCCAACCUCCAAUGUCAAUUACACUAGCGCAGAGGAAAGGAGACAGAGUGUUAUCCCUGUAAGGACUACAGGUGAGGGGGAGAGGACUGGAACAACAUACUCUGGAAAGGUAAUGUUCUCCAACUCUGUUCCGUCGCGACCCAGAAGCCCCUGGAAUGCCAGCAAUAGGCCUGGCCAGAGGAGACGCAUCAACAGACUCAGAGGACGACUCAUGCCCCCAGGUCCAACCUCCCCUCUCCAGAAUAACUUAAGUCCCACUACCACCAGAGCAGCACUUACAAAGCCCAGGAAACUGACAGCACCUGCUACAACCAUUACUAUAAGCACUACUACUACUACUACUACUACUACUACUACUACUACUACUACUCCAUCCUUAACUAGGAUCACUGCUCCAUCAAGCACAUCUGUCUCCCCCCCUGUCUUCCUUUCUGCCUCGCCCCCUUCGCCCCAGACAUACACAGACAGGGUGACUCACUUAACAAACACUGCUGCUCGGCUCCCUGACAGGUCCCAAGCGACUAUCACACACACACGCACACACACUAGCAUACACACAGGCAAACAUACACCCACAGUCACUCACAGUCACACAGAAAAACAGAGUUAUGCUAUAACAGACGGUCAGGUCUUGGCCACUCUAAAAGAACAGGAUCCAUCUGUCUUCAACCAACACAACCCAGAGGAUGUCAAAGCAACUACCACUCGGUCUGGAACCACACCAGGUGGAACAACACCUACUGGUACUGAGAAAGAACCCAGUGAGAUAGAAUCCAGUGAGAUAGAACCACUCUACCCAGAAACCAAGGAAGAACUCAGUGAGAUAGGACCACCAGCAACUGAAAAAGAACCCAGUGAGAUAGAACCACCAGCAACUGAUGAAGAAGAACCCAGUGAGAUAGAUCCACCAGCCACUGAAAAAGAACCCAGUGAGAUAGAACCAUCAGCAACUGAUCAAGAACCCAGUGAGAUAGAACCACCAGCAACUGAUGAAGAACCCAGUGAGAUAGAAGCACCAGCAACUGAUGAAGAAGAACCCAGUGAGAUAGAACCACCAGCAACUGAUGAAGAACUCAGUGAGAUAGAACCACCAGCAACUGAUGAAGAACCCAGUGAGAUAGAACCACUUUACCCAAUCACCGAAGAAGAACCCAAUAAGAUAAAACCAGUCUAUCUAGCACCUGAUGCACCAGAGGAGAGACAGCCAGAGUCAGAAAUAGACAGCUCUUUUUCAUCUACAAAACAACUACUGCCCCCAACUACAGCUAAUACAGCAGCUAUCACUGCUUCAGCCAUCACCUCCUCUACAGUCAUCACCUUUAUUAGAAGAACUACCACUAUAACUAUUCCUACAACUACUACCACUACACCUACAACUACUACCACUAUUCCCACAACUACUACCACUAUACCUACCACUACUAUACCUACAACUACUACCACUAUUCCUACAACUACUACCACUAUUCCUACAACUACUAUUCCCACUCCUACUACCACUCUUACUAGUACAAUAGUCUGGAGGAACCCAGGAGUAAACUCCAUCCCAGACUCACAUGGUAGUCGCUACCGCCCCCCAUCUUACCCCACCUACUCGCAACACUCCAGCAGCCGGCACCCCUAUGUCAUCACUAGGCCUGACCCAGUAAGAACUCCACUUCAAACGCCACCCCCUAUAAAACACACACCCUCUCUACCACACCCUAUCAAGCCCAAACUUCUUCUCCCAGACAUUUUAGAGAUCCCUUCCUCUGUAGUCCCCACCACCAGAGCUCCCUUCAGCUCCCCAAAGACCUCCCCACCCACCACAGACAGUCAGGCUGGACUCAACCCUGAGUCCACUCUUCCUCAUUCCCCUCCCGCGUCUCCAGCCCAUAGUGUGACUGCCCAACGCCCCCCUCAGACCUCCGUCUUGCGUGUCCGGCCCCGUAUCGCUCCCCCUCACAUGCGCCCCAUGUCUGUCCCAGCUGAGAUUGAUGCCCUCCUGCCCUGUGAGGUCAUUGGACAGCCUCCUCCAACAAUCACCUGGACCAAGGUCUCCACAGGAGCUGUGAUGUCACUGGACUACAAGGCAGAGCGUUUCCAGGUCCUACCCAACGGAACCUUUCUCAUCCGGAGCGUGCAGGUCCAGGACCGGGGGACAUAUAUCUGCAGCGCACAGAACUCUGUGGGCCUGGACCGUGCCAUGGUGACCCUGGAGGUCUGGUCCCACCCACCCCGGAUUCAGCUACCCAACCACAGAGAUGCAACGGUGCACCAGGGGGGUGAGGUGAGGUUAGAGUGUCGGGCUCAGGGGGUGCCGGUUCCUCUGCUGUCCUGGGUGCUACCUGACCUCUCCGUUCUAACCCCUGACCCUAACCCCAACCCUGCGCUUGGAACUCACCCCCGGGUGUCUAUAUUCCCAAAUGGUACUCUGCGUAUCUUGGUGGCCGGCCCAGCAGACAGAGGACUGUAUCGCUGUGUAGCCUCCAACCUAGCAGGGGCUGGCAGUCUGUCAGUCCGACUCCAUGUGUCCUCUCUUCCUCCAGCCAUCCAGGAGCCCAGAGAGGAGAAGGUAACCCAGCCCGCUGGUUUGCCUCUCUACGCCCAAUGCUCUGCCCGGGGAGCUCCCCCUCCCUCCAUCCGCUGGAGGACACCUGACGGCACCUUUCUGCUCCCCUCUCAAUUCCUCAACGGGAACGUGUUUGUCCUCCCCAAUGCCACCUUGUUGAUACGCAAGCUAGCCACUAAGGACUCUGGGAGCUACGAGUGCCUGGCGACUAAUGCGGUGGGCGGGGAUAAGAGGACGGUGAGGGUGGAGGUGACUGGAGAUGGAGGAGAAGCUAGGAUCCUCUCCACCUCUCCAUCCAGUUCUAUAGUCUUUUAUGGUGAAUCUCUGCUCCUUUACUGUUCAGCAACCGGCAACCCAGAGCCUAGAGUGGUGUGGAGGGUACCUGGCAAGAAACUAGUGGAUGCCCGUUACAGUUUUGACAAGAGGAUAAAGGUGCACAGUAAUGGAACGCUGUAUAUCCAGUCCGUGACGGAGAAAGACGGGGGGGACUAUUUAUGUGUCGCGCGAAAUAAGAUGGCUGACGAUUUCCGCCUCCUCCAGGUCACCGUGGCAACAAAGCCUGCUAAGAUUGAGCCAAAGCAGCCAUCCAAUCAGAAGGUGGUAUCGUACGGAGCAGCUCUAAAGGUAGACUGUCUGGCGACCGGCCAGCCCAACCCCGCGGUAAGAUGGAGCCUCCCGGAUGGAACCUCAGUGAAAAGUGUCCUGUUGCAGGUGGAAGAGAGUGGGAGGCGCAGCCGGCGACUGGUGGUUUUUGACAAUGGAACACUGUUCCUCCCCUCGGUGGGGAUGGGGGAGGAGGGGGAGUAUGUUUGCCACGCUGAGAACCAUGGGGGGAGGGACACUAUGAGUGUGAUGGUCAAAGUCCUCGCCUCACCUCCCUCCUUCCCCAGUACCAAAUAUGAGGUCAUCAAGGUGCAACAAGGGGGCGCAGUGGCUCUGAACUGUGGGGCUAAAGGAGAGCCUGUCCCGACGAUCACAUGGCUCUCUCCAAUGAAUCGUGUCCUCCCAGUGGAAGCAUCAGGUCCGGUUGUGGUGCAGCAAGACGGGUCCUUGGUGAUCCAGGGGGCUAGAGGGGCUGACGGAGGAAACUACACCUGCCGAGCCAGCAAUGCUGCUGGGGAGAGGAGCAAGGUGAUGGGGGUGGAGGUGAUGGUGACACCACCCAGCUUCACUCUCAAUGGGGCUGGGGGUGGGAUCAAUGGGGCAGACAGACAGAUAGCUGUUGUUAGUGGUAGUGGACUGAGUGCUGUGAUCUCCAUCAGUCAGUCUGCAGGGAGGGAUCAUAGGGUCAGUGCAGGUAAUUGUGUCAGUAAUAAUGGAGACUGUAAAGUAGGGGACCAAAGGGUCUCAGCAGUUAGAGGCCAGACAGUUCUUCUGCCAUGUCCAUCCCAGGGCUUCCCUCCCCCCCACCUGGCCUGGUUGCUGCCCGGUAACGGGGUUCUCCCGGUGCCCUACUAUGGCAGCAGACUCACCGUGCACCGCAAUGGAACACUGGAGCUGAGGGGGGUGAGGGCAAGCGACUCCGGCAUGCUGGUGUGUGUCAAUCGUGGCGAGAGGGGUGAGGCUCGGAUAAUGGUACACCUGGAUGUCUCAGACACAAAGGACAUACCUCACUCCAGAGGCCCAGUGACCACCGAGAAACGUUUCCCAGUAGGCCCAGUUAGCAAAGAGCAACCGCGCCCAGUAGGCCCAGAACAACCUCAUCCAGUAGUCCCAGUCAGCAGAGAGAAACUUCGCUCAGGAGGCCCAGACAGAGAGGACACACCUCGCCCCAGAGGCCCAGUGACCACAGAGAAAUCUCACCAGGAGACACCUCGCCCUACAAGCCCAGUCACCAAUGAGAAACCUCACUUAGGAGGCCCAGUCAGCACAGAGAACCCUCUGCCAGGAUUCCCAGUCCAAGGGGGCACACCUCACCCAAGAGGCCCAGUGCCAGAGGCAGGGAGGAGUGUUGUCCUGGAAAGGAAGCCUGUGGUCACCAGCAUAUCAGGCUCUCUGGUCAGCAUCAUCAACGGAGACAAUCUACAGCUACCCUGCCCCCAGACAGACAGCCCCAGUCAGGGUUCCAGCCAGACAGAGUCUCUGACCUGGAAGUUGCCAAGCGGGGUGGUCGUGUCUCGGGGCCAGGCGGCAGGGACGGGUCGGUACUCAGUCCUGGAUGACGGGACUCUGACGGUGCAGCAGGUAUCUGUGUUUGACAGGGGGACCUACUCCUGCCGAUCCACCAAUCAGGACACAUCAUCUAUCCUGACAGUUCCAGUGAUUGUCAUUGCCUACCCUCCUCGCAUCACCAACGGACCCCCUCCCCUCACCUACACCCGUCCUGGUGUUGCCGUUCAGCUAACCUGCUACGUCAUAGCAACCCCCAGAGCGACCAUCACCUGGGAGAUGCCGGACCAAUCCCAGCUCAGGGUCACAGGUCAGGCCCGUCUCUAUGGUAACCGGUACCUGAGUCCUCAGGGUUCCCUGGUGAUCCAGAACCCGACCAGCAGAGACACAGGUUUCUACCGUUGUUCUGCACGGAACGUCAUCGGAACUGACACCAAGGCCUCUUAUCUACAUGUGAUCUAACAUAACACACACAUCAUUUUUGCCCAAAGAAACUGCAAAGUUGAGUGUAGAAGAUACUGUUCAACUAAAGACUGAGGUGUUGAUUAAAGAUUGUAAAUAGAGAUAAAAACAAACACAUGCAUCUUACAGCCAGAGUGUGUUAAAGAUGUACAUGAAAUCAGCAGCUGAGAAGCACCAGCAUCCAUCAUCAAUAAAUAAAGUGUCAACACAAACUAUACCAGGCUUUAAGAGCAUCAGCUCUCAAAACACGUCAUGCAAUAGAACACAUUCAGCUCUGUAUCACAACCUGUAUGUUUAUGUCAACCUGCCCUAUUUAUCUUGUUGUAUAGUUGUGUACUGUUGAGCAGAGCAAAUGUUUGAUAGUGGUCACAGAACUGCUCCAGUGAUAGUUCUGUGGAGCCUCAGGGGUCUGCAGCCCUCUGUGUCUGCAGCUCUCUGUGUCUGCAGCUCUCUGUGUCUGCAGCUCUCUGUAUCUGCAGCUCUCUGUGUCUGCAGCUCUCUGUGUCUGCAGCUCUCUGUGUCUGCAGCUCUCUGUGUCUGCAGCUCUCCAACCCUGCAACCUCGACCACUCUUCCAGUCAUAGGCUAUACAUACGUCCCAGAUCAUGUCAAAUAAACACAACAGUUACCAAGUCUUUGAAGAUGGUAUUUGUAGUAAUUACAUAUGUUUCAUAUAGAGUAGCAUAGAUUUUUGUGUGGCUCCAGUGUUACAUUAAGUAUGUGUAAUAUCCAUGUGAAAGCUGAUAUCAUUCAUGUUUUCAUUUCAUUUAAAUUAUUUGUCUGUAAAGACUUUGAUGUAAAGUUGUUAUGUUGUGCCUCUUGUCAUAAAGAGAGAGAUGUACUGUAUAUCUAAUCUCUCAAUAGCCUUUUUAAGUUAUGCUUUAUUUUCAACUGCUUUAUUUGAUAAAUAAAGGAGAAGAGGAAUUCAGUCUGCUCAUCAAAA